Messenger RNA from Lates calcarifer (barramundi perch), 4936 nucleotides. RefSeq names its product sodium channel, voltage-gated, type IV, beta b (gene scn4bb). Lineage: Eukaryota; Metazoa; Chordata; Actinopteri; Centropomidae. Gene Ontology annotation, cellular component: voltage-gated sodium channel complex; membrane. Gene Ontology annotation, biological process: regulation of sodium ion transmembrane transporter activity; cardiac muscle cell action potential involved in contraction; regulation of ventricular cardiac muscle cell membrane repolarization. The record is from RefSeq and is a predicted model, not a curated record. Gene Ontology annotation, molecular function: transmembrane transporter binding; sodium channel regulator activity. The transcript is spliced from 6 exons. Bases 620 to 1315 code for a protein of 231 amino acids.
GCAUGCAGCCAACAGACAGGAAAGGAAAAAGUUGUGAAAUAGCCAGAGGGACGGGCAGGGAGAAAGAGGUACUGGGGCUCUGCUGAGGAGGAACAAGAACAGCAGCUUUUCCUCCAGUCCGUCUGUCUCUCUACGUAAUUGUCUGUCUUUCUGUUUGUCCCCCGUACCCUCACCCCCACACAAACUCCACCCACCCACCUCUCCUCUCUAAUUGUCUCUCCUCCUGGCCGGCGCUGCAAUGUGGCUGUCUCUGCAGUGAAAGUGCUUGCUGGCGGAUUCUCCUUGAGUGAACCCUGACUGUGCGCAGUGAGCGCUUGCCGCUCCACCGUCAUCCUGUCCACACUGACUCAGCUGUGCAAGCAGCACUACUGGCUGCAGAGGCAGUCUCUUCCACAGGAGUGCUGCCGGGGCUGGCAACCAGGCUCACUAUAUCUCCAGGAACGCUGCAGGUGCAACACUGGGACGUGCCUCAUUUGGGGUUCACACACCCAGACAGCUGCUUCCAGAUUUAAUCCAGUGUAGCAGAGAAGCCACGCUGUGCUAAGGGAUAUUCUACUAGCUCUCCUGAACCCGGGCUGGAUCUUGCAGCACUAUUUGUUUUGGAGCAGAUCUGGCUGCCAUGGAGGUCCGGCGUGUUGGGGUCGAACCCCUGAGGCCGGGCCCUCCACACAUAGCCGUCGGCCUGAUCUUCUCCGUGCUGUUUGGUGUGUGGUCUGCUCAGGGCCUUGAGAUGUCUGUGGGGAAGGUUCUCUCCCUCGAGGCAGUGAAUGGUAGCACAGUCAUGUUGCCUUGCACAUACUCGAGUUGUAUUGGCAUCCACAACCUCUACUUCAACUGGCAGUUUAAUGACAACGGCACCAUGCACAAGGUGUGUGAGUCAGUGAUAGCGUCAGAGGGGGUGGAGCCAGAAGUGAGUAUAUACCGAGAACGGGUGGAGUUUGUGGGGAAGAACCGUAACAACAACAUCUCCAUCUUGCUGUGGAACAUCACCUUUGAGGACGGAGGCCAGUACACUUGUUUUGGACGCAACCCAAAAGAGAAGGACAAGAACCACAGUGCCACCUUCACCCUAAUUGUGGUGGACGAGUUGAGGGUGGUGGACAACACACUGACCAUCAUCAUUGCCUCAGCUGUAGGCGGAGCCAUUGCAUUGUUGAUGGGCUUCAUGUUGCUCAAGAACUUCACUCUCUUUGUUCUUGCCAAGCUUGAGGAGAAAAAUAAGGAGUGCCUUGUAACUUCAUCAGGGAUUGACAACACAGAAAAUGGCCUCUCAGGAUCCAAAGCUGAUUCAAAACCGACACCAAAAAAGAAAUGAGAAGGUGCAUGUAUAUAAAAAACAGGAGUGCUCAUAUUUAUAUACCUUCUUUGCAUAUAUUUGUAUAUGCACAUGUGUUUGGACACAUGCAAAUCCAUUUUUGUUGAAGCUGGAAUCUCAAAAACUCUGCCUAGCUGUGGGAAUAUAUAUCUAUGUGCACACAAUACUACCACAUGUGCACGGAGCAGUAAGUGUGCAGAUGAUAUACAACUAAAGAAUGCACACAUAAUUAUUUAAAAUGUGCACAUAAUUUACUAAUUUACAUUUAAAGGAUAAGUGUUCCUGCCAGAAACACUGCAACUUGACUUAUUUAGGAUUAAUAUUGUAUCUUAUGUGGCACAGAAAUCAGGUGGCCUGCAUAGUUUAAUUAAGUGAAGGCUUGUUUAUAAUCAGUAAACCAUGUGUCUCUGGUCGAUGGUUUCUUUUUGAACUCAUUAGAUGAAAACCAAAUUAUAUGCACAUUUUAUUAAAUUAUGGGAAUGUUUUAUUUAUAGUAUUGAUUACUAAAAUGGGUAACACAGUUGAAUGUCAUUGCACAGCUGUGCACUGUUUAAAGUACUUUGUUGCCAUGAUAUAUCAGUUGUCUGUUGCCACAGCCAGAGUACAUUAAAUUACUAAUCUUUGUUUAAGUGCUUGAAAGAGGAAAAUAAUGCAGUGGGCUGAAUCCUUCAACUAACAACAAAUUCACAGUAGUCCUUCAGUGACAUGGUGAACUUAAUCAAAGUCAGUAUUUGAUUUUGAAAUUACAGUAACGUCCUAUAAUUUCAAGCCGUUUCAUUUGACAGAUCUAUUGAUCCAUUUGUAGCUACUUUCCAGAAAAAAAAACACCCACUAAAUGUUCUGAUUUAUUGAAACAGCUGUAGUAAAACAAAGGGUGAUUUAAGAACUACUAGCACAAAUGGCUGCAUUGGCUAAAUACUGUAGGAUUCAGUCCAGUUCUUCAUCUUGUACCUUCUCUUUGCUUGAUAUAAACACAGGUGCCUGUUAGUGCUUCUAUGCUCCUCUGCCAGCGAGGACGACUACAUAUUGCAACACAGUUUAUAAAACUCUGCAGACAGUAAUAAUACAAUAAGCUUCUGAACUGAAAUGAUAGACAAUCCCUUGAACCCACCACCCCCACCGCCACCCUCUAGAAAAAAAAAGAAUGACCCUCUGAUGAUGCUGCUUUUAAGAAAAAUAAUCAAUGCAUUUUUAGCAUGUGCAACAUGGGGCAGAUUUUAGACACAGUGCUUGAAAACAGACAUGCAUACUUUCUGGAAAAACAUGUUCUAAUAUAUUAACAUUGGUAGCGUCAGCGCUGAGGUUAACUGUUAAUCCCAUUUUAUGCCAUGCUACUUUCAUUGUGCUAACCCUGGCUAAGGCUAAGCACUAAUUGGUGAUAUGGACCUGGAUUCUGUAUGCCUGGAUCAGGCUCUACAUAUUCCCUUUGCUUAGUAUGUGCCUCUUCAUGGAAAUGGCUUGUCUUUCCUGAGCACUGACAAACGUGCAUUUGGUCUGUGUUUUACUCUCCUUUAAAUAAGUAAUUUCUACCUGCUGCACUGCAGUGAAAAAGCUAAACCUGGUUGCCCUGCCCAUCCAUACAGUAACUGAUCCAUAAAUUCAUAGUUAUAUGGUCAUGGGCUCAGGUCUCAGACAGCAGGCAAGAGUAGGGGGGCUGUAGUUCAGGUAUAAUCCCUGCUCAAGCAGGAAAUAAAGAGAAGUGAUGCUCUCAGUGUAGCCACUGACUGUGCCAAACAGGAAAGAUUCCCACUGAGUGUCACAACAGGAGAUGAAUGUAUCAAACUUCAAACAGUGAAAUGUAAUUUUAAGCUGUAUUUACAAUCUACAUCAGUUGCACAUUCGAGACACUGAAUGUCUGGCUUUAAAAAGAAAUACCUCUGGAGAGAUGUGUGGGUAAACACUGUGUCAGGUCAGAUAUAAAUGUACCUCCCCAGUCGCAACAGGUGUUAAAUGAAGUGUACUGUACAGUAAAGUGUGAAUUUCAAUAAUAAUGUGCCUCCAGUCUUUAAUCACUGGUUUGAAGCAAUAUAUUAAAAUGGGAGUGUGCUGGGCACUUUAAAAAGUUGUAUAUGUUUUUUGUACGUUUUAUUCCAAAUCAGUGUUGGUUUGUUGCAUUGUUCAUCCAAAUGAGAUGAAGAGAAACCAAACAGUAAACAUGAGGAAAGAGUAAGACGCUCAGGUUUCUUAGGGUCCCAUGAAAUGAUGUUGUCAGUUACUCUAUGUGAUGUGUUUGUUGUUGAAACAGUGUUAGAUGGCGAGGGAUCAAUCAAUUUCCAGUCUUUAUGCUAAGUCUAAGCUAACUGUCUCCUGGCUGUAGCUUUUUAUGCAGCAUACAGCCCCAUGAGAAGUGUCAAUCUUCUCGUCUAACUCUAGGUGAUGAAAGCGAAUAAAUGUAUUUCCCAAAACUAAAUAUAAACCAGUGGACCAUUAGUUAUGAACAGAAGGACUGAUUUGGUAGGAUUGGCUGAAAGGCAAAAGAAAAACAACUUUUAACAAUUUCAUCAUCUCAUUUCAUGGGAUCUUUUAGAAAGAUAUUGCAGGUACACAAGGUGCAAAAAAUAUGGGUAAUAUACAUUUGUCAUAUGUGUGUUAUUUUGCUUUAAAGAGAAAAUCCACCCUUGAGCAGGGCUAUGAAUUGUAUUAUCAAGAAAUCUGGUCUUAACUUUUAGGCUGUUGUUGUGACUUUGGAACAAUGAGGACACAUUUUUUGCAGGAUCAUAAAAUCAGAUAGUUUAAAUGCAAUAAUUUAAUUUAGCUGUGAAGAGUGGGUUUUCUCUGACUAAUCUUUUGCCAGUUGUUGUCUAAUUAGUGAAAAGGUGAUUUGUUUAAGUCACCAUCUCACUGAAUCAAUCAAAACUUUAGGCUCAUGUUGAGACUGUCAGUGAGGACUUUAUGAUGACAAGCACCUCUAUGCAAAUCACAACAGAAGUGAAUCACAGUGUCACCUUUGAGUUACCAUCACAGUUCUGUAAGCAAUACAACUGUGGGAGAUGUCCUGGAUCAGGGAGUUGUGAUGAUGAGACGCAGGGUGAAUGGGGAGCAUCAAGAGAGGAGCACAGGGUGGACUGGAGCCCCUGUACUCGUUCAGGCCCUGCAGAGCGUGUAGACUCACCAAGUCAUACUCCACUGCUGCUCUUUGCACACAAAUACUGUAUACAGCUAUAAUGCUCUGGCUUGCCUUCUAAUGAUGUUCCCGUGUUCAACCUGACAUUCAUGCAUAUCAGCUCUUGAUCUCUUUAUUAUAGAAAUAUGAAAUCUAAUAAAGGUUUUGAAUAAAAUCUGUCCUGUCUUGCUGUUUACGUCUGAAGGAGUACAACAGUAGAUCUUUGACAGCACUGCCUCCUGUUGGGCAGAUGGAGGAAGAGCAGAGAAAUAAUGGAGAUUUAAAAAAGGGCCAUUUCACUGAUAUUGACAUGCAAAGAUCAGUUUUCUAGUCAUUGGAUGUACUACUGUGAGGUGAAGUACAGACUGUGAGAGUAGUUGUAUGAAAAUGUGGCUGUGGAGGACUUCUGGAGUUUGACCAACAACUAAAAGUCAGGAUAUGUAUCUUCCUUUAUAAAUCUCUCUAACCAACACUGAAGUAUCCCUACAGUGUAAUAAAUCCUUAUUCAUGAAAUUAAA